Capra hircus (goat) is the source of this 3950-nucleotide messenger RNA. RefSeq names its product regulator of calcineurin 2 (gene RCAN2). Gene Ontology annotation, molecular function: calcium-dependent protein serine/threonine phosphatase regulator activity; nucleic acid binding. Gene Ontology annotation, cellular component: nucleus; cytoplasm. The record is from RefSeq and is a predicted model, not a curated record. The transcript has 5 exons. Gene Ontology annotation, biological process: calcium-mediated signaling. Bases 804 to 1535 code for a protein of 243 amino acids. Lineage: Eukaryota; Metazoa; Chordata; Mammalia; Artiodactyla; Bovidae.
GCCUGAGUGCGCCGGCGCCCACCCAGCGCGGCGCUCCAGGACCUUCUAGGGGCUUCUCGACUUUUCCUCAGUUAGCUGGAGUAGGGGGGUGCUCCCUCAGCUCCAGUAUUCCUCAGCACUGCUUCUCUGUUAUUUCUUUACCCUUACCUUCAGCAUCAGCCCCCUGCCCACUCCGACCCCCAAGAGGCCCCCAGCCCGGCCGUGACCCCGAGGAGCCUCUCCUCGCUGGGACUCCUGAGGACAGGGUCCUGCGCUGGGUCCCCAGAGAGCCUUCCUCCUUCGCCCCCCUCCCGGGCACCCAGGCGAAGGGCAGCGGGGGAGCCCGGGAAGGGGAGCGGGAAGAGGGGAGCGGGAAGGGCGCGGGGCCAGGCGGGAGGAGAGGAGCAGAGGCCAGACAGGGGCUCUCGGUUUCCCGGGGUCUGAUUGGAGGUUGGCCCGAUGAGUCGGAGCUGGGGGCGCGCCCAUCUCCGCUGGCUCCUGCGAGAGCCGCCCGCUCGGCCCCUCCCCGGAGCCGCUUUGUCCCGGGUGACGGCGGCGGAGGUUGCGGCGAGCAGAGGGCGGGAGGCAGAGACCCGCCGACCCGCGGAGCCGGAGCCGGAGCCCGAGCCGGAGCCCGGGAGGCGGGGCGCGCCGCGCACGGCCCCACGCCCAGGCCCGCGGGCACCGCGCCCGUCCCCGCGCGCGCUCGGCCCGGCCGCCAGGUGAGCAGCCGCGCCGCGCCCGCAGUCGCCGGCCCCGCCGACCGACCGACCGCCCAGCCAUCGCCUCCGCCUCCGCCGGCGCAUCGCGGACGCCCAGCAGGAAUGAGGGGAGAUUCUUACUUCAUUGGGAUGAGGAGCCUGGGGCAGCAGGGCCACAUCCCGGAAGAUGGAGGACUGUUCUUGCUCUGCUGCAUAGACAGAGACUGGGCCGUGACUCAGUGUUUCACGGAGGAGGCCUUUCAAGCCAUCACGGACUUCACCGACCUCCCCAACUCACUCUUUGCGUGCAACGUCCACCAGUCGGUGUUUGAAGGGGAAGAAAGCAAGGAGAAAUUUGAGGGUCUGUUCCGGACUUACGAUGACUGUGUGACGUUCCAGCUGUUUAAGAGUUUCAGACGUGUCCGAAUAAACUUCAGCAAUCCCAAAUCUGCAGCGCGAGCCAGGAUAGAGCUUCAUGAAACCCAGUUCAGAGGGAAAAAGUUAAAACUCUACUUUGCCCAGGUUCAGACUCCAGAGACAGACGGAGACAAACUGCAUUUGGCUCCACCACAGCCUGCCAAACAGUUCCUCAUCUCACCCCCUGCCUCUCCGCCCGUCGGCUGGCAGCCCAUCAGCGACGCCACGCCAGUCCUUAACUAUGACCUCCUCUAUGCUGUGGCCAAACUAGGACCAGGAGAGAAGUAUGAGCUGCACGCAGGGACCGAGUCCACCCCCAGCGUCGUCGUGCACGUGUGCGACAGUGACAUCGAGGAGGAGGAGGAUCCAAAGACGUCCCCGAAGCCAAAAAUCAUUCAGACCCGACGUCCCGGCCCGCCGCCCUCCGUGUCCAACUGAGCUCACCACUUCGCCUCCAAGAAAAUAUCCGUCUACUCUUUACCAUGCUUUUUUUUUUUCCUCCCUGUUGUUUGUUUGUCGAAAAAAAAAAUUGCCUUUAAAUCCCUGGGUGUUUGGUUGUUUGAAAUUCCUUCGUUGUAAUCAAGCCUCUCGGACAAAAGGGCUAGGAAAAGGUGAUAAGUUUCCUGAUCAUAUCAUACUCACCGAGUAUAAUCCAUUAUUUAGGAGGUUCUAGGAAAAAAAAAAAAAAGUAGUAUUUUCUUAUUAAACAGUCAGCACAGCCUAUAUACCUUCAUGUUCCCAUGUGGAUCCAAGCCGGAGACAUCAGUGACAAAUAGUUCCUGUGUUGUUUGUGAACCGUUCCAGUCCCAGUCCUGACGUGGGUGCGUUGUUUUUUCUUCCUGGCCACUUAAGUAGGACCAUAAGUAAACUUGACUUUGAUUGCAUGAGAUUUCCCUAUCUGGUCUCCCCAAUCCUCUGCAUCCCAACAUUCCCAGGACAUGCAUGAUCACCAGCAUUUAUUUUUGUGAUUUGAGGAUAUACUAUAAGUCACCGAUUGUCAGCAUCCAGUCAUGUCCUAUCUAGCUUAGCAAAAUUCUCAGCAUCCUCCAGCUUAACAAGUCUGGGUAAUUGUCACUCUUUGGAGUCAAAGACUUCAUAGCUCUGUGAAAAUUCCUGGAGGAAAAACUGAGCUUGGCCCCAAAGAUAACCCUCAGUAGAUUUUGAAGAUGAUUCCCUUGUCAGUCUUUCCCAACCUCCUUGGGGAGGCUUGUCCAGGGUGACAGAGAUCGAUUUCAGACAAACCUAUUUAUUACAAAAGUCUCACGGUGUCUGAACGAUUGUUUUUUUUUUUUCCUUCUCUUUGUAUAUUUGUACAAAUGUUUCAGCUGUGCUUUUAAAAAUCUGGAUGUUUUUUAUUUAGUGAUUCUUCAGCCAUUAGCUGCUUUAAAACAUAUGUGCAUUGCUUAUGAAUGCAUUCAUAUACUAAUACAGGUAAUCUGAUAAUAUUACACUCUAUUAUGUAUAAUGCUGAAUUUUGAAAGGGCACAAAACUUCUGUUGCCAAUAUAUAAACAGUUAGCCAACAUCUUUGCUAUCAAGACCGGGUGUUUUUAAAUAAAGUGAAGAAGCAAGCGUCGGCUGCGGGCAGUUGGAAUGCAGCUAAAUCAACGUAGCAGCUGCUGAGCAUGUUCAAAGGGAAAGAUGGAUCCAUCAAUGUUUGUGCAAGUCCUGCUCAUGCAAUGCUCAUCUUGCUCAAAAACGCAUUUGUUUUUGUUACAUGUGAUUUUUCUAUUUCUCUAGCCCAAAGUGCAUUACAGAAGAUACACCUAUAGAACCAUCACCUUCUGCUCAAUGUGCCAGGCCUCAUCUACUCCUGUACGUUCAGUGACUUUCUUUAGAUGCAAAUGUCAAUUACAACGGAGAGGGGAAAUACUGUCAUUACCCAAGCCUCAGAAAAACACACGAGAACAAUAACACAGCCACCUGAUGGAAGGAUUGUUGUGGUUUUCAAUUAAGGUGUAUGUUAGUUUCAUCAGAAACUGAAAACAUUAGACUGAUGACUCAGAAAUAAAAGUCCGUUUUACUGUGAAUAUAGCAAUAUAGUACUGGGCACAGUACAGGUGAAACUGAGGACAGCGCUGCUUGUAAAAUCCUGAGUUUCCAUAAGAAAAACGAAGGCUCCUUUGAAAAAUAAAAUCUGAGGAGUAUAUAGUAAGCAAAUGCUUUGACUUUCCUUUGCUGUGGAGGUUUUUGGUUUUUCAUGGACAAAUAAAGAGUAGACUUAAUAGUGGAGAAUGCUGCCCUCUAGUGGAGCAAGCUGAGAACUACAGGCGUCAGCCAUUUUUAUGCUGACUCAAUCAUUUGUGGGUUCUUUGACUUUUUAAACAACUCAGAAUUUUCAGAAAAAGGCAGAUUCUAGAGAAAUCUGGAUGAGAGAAACUAUUUGGAAAUGACUUUUCAGUGUUUCAAAACAGUUCCAUCAGACGUUUCCAACCAACUUAAGUCAAAAUUGAAAUGACAAUUGUGUGUCAUUUCAAAUAUAAAAUAAAAUAAAAACUCAGUGGAGUGUAUGACCCAGGUGGUUAGUCUUGGCCACACUUAUUGCAAAAUGUCGAUGUUAAUCUAUCUCAGAUCAAUUAAUUCUCUCAUGAGAUUGGGUUUGGGGAGGUGGAGAGAGGUACAUAUCCUAGGAGAUGGGGAGGAAACAGACAAGACUCCCCUCCAAGCAUCGUGAAAGUCAGAAUUGCCUCAGUAUCCCCCUGACCCACAGGAUGCAAGCCUCUUCAGCACGACUUUAUGUUUGAAAAGUUUAACUGUGGAGGGGGAGGGGAAGAUUCCCACCAACCGAAUCAUUUGUGCACGUGUAUAGCUCAAAGAGCUUAGAUUUCAAAUAUAACUGGUGAAUGACUCUGGC